GCCUGUAACUGGGAACCUUCCACACCCUCUUCAAGAGACUUACAGCAGCACCACAGUCACAAUGAAAGUUCUAAUCUCUUCCCUCCUUCUGUUGCUGCCACUAAUGCUGAUGUCCAUGGUCUCUAGCAACCCAAAUCCAGGGGUCGCCAGAGGCCAUAGGGACCAACGCCAGGCUCCUGGGAGGUGGCUUCAGGAAGGUGGCCAACAAUGUGAGUGCAAAGGUUGGUUCCUGAGAGCUCCUAAAAGAAAACUCAUGGCAGUGCCCAGGCUGCCAAAGAAGCAGUGUCCCUGUGAUCAUUUCAAGGGCAACAUGAAGAAAACCAGGCACCGAAGGCACCACAGGAAGCCAAACAAGCACUCCAGAGCCUGCCAGCAAUUUAUCAAACGUUGUCAGCUAGCAAGCUUUGCUCUGCCUCUGUAGGAGCUCUGAGAGCCCACACUCCCAGCGAAACA
Miniopterus natalensis is the source of this 453-nucleotide messenger RNA. RefSeq names its product C-X-C motif chemokine ligand 17 (gene CXCL17). Gene Ontology annotation, biological process: positive regulation of vascular endothelial growth factor production; positive regulation of monocyte chemotaxis; negative regulation of inflammatory response. NCBI's taxonomy places the organism in Eukaryota, Metazoa, Chordata, Mammalia, Chiroptera, Miniopteridae. The record is from RefSeq and is a predicted model, not a curated record.